This is a messenger RNA of Endocarpon pusillum Z07020, 399 nucleotides long. RefSeq lists its product as uncharacterized. Lineage: Eukaryota; Fungi; Ascomycota; Eurotiomycetes; Verrucariales; Verrucariaceae. The transcript has 2 exons. The record is from RefSeq and is a predicted model, not a curated record. The coding region runs from base 1 to 399 and encodes 132 amino acids.
AUGACUGACAUCCCCCUCGGCGUCAUCCGCGCUCCCGGCCACGCCUGGAACGACAUUAACGCCGGCUUCACGAAUCUGCUCUCCGACCUGUCCGUCGAAGCCCUAACCCUCUACGGCAGCUCCGACCCUGGCUCCUUCUCAACCAUGGAGCACGUCGUGCGCUUCAAGCUCGCACAGGGCCCGCCGCCCGGGACCGACGAGAACCUGGCCCCGGGGUCCAAAAAGGGCGAUGUCCUGAGCAUGAUCAACAUCAGUGUGAUCUGGUGGACUGAAGAUGGCAAGAUGACACAGGAGUUCGAGUAUGGGCGCAUAACGUGGAAGGGUUUUACGAGUGAUCCUUGGGAUCCUCGUGCGGAGCCGAUGUGUGGGAAGGCUUUUCAUGUGGGGUUGAAAGGGUGA